ACACACAAACUGCAAUAUGAAGGCUUUUAUUGUUGUAUGCGCCCUUGUGGCCUGCGUCGCCGCCGGCAGUGAGAAGCGCGAGAAGCGUGGCUUCCUCAGCGGCCUCCACUCGUACAACGGCGGCAUCAACGGGGGUUACCUCGGAGGCUACAGCAGUGGCUACAGUGGUGGCCACGGAGGCUAUGGUGGAUACAGCGGCUACUCGGGCUACUCUGCGCCCGCUAUCAGCUACGCCGCGCCCGCAACCAAGGUCGUGACCGUCAACAAAGUAGUCAACACUCAACGCGUCAUCGACGUCCCGCAAAUCGUGAACGUGCGCAAAGUGGUGUCCGUGCCUCAAGUAGUGUCCGUGAACAAGGUGGUGGCCGCUCCCAGCUACAGCGGUUACAGCAGCGGUCUGUCCGGUUACGGAUCCGGCUACAGUUCCGGAUACGGCUAUGGCUCCGGUUACGGCUCCGGCUACAGCUCCGGCUACGGCUCCGGCUACAGUUCCGGACAUGGCUCUGGCUUAGGCUCCGGCUACUCAAAAGGAUGGUGGUGAAUUUUAUGAUUAAUUUAAUUCAAAGCGCAUUGUGA
Molecule: messenger RNA, 576 nt
Organism: Nymphalis io (European peacock)
Lineage: Eukaryota; Metazoa; Arthropoda; Insecta; Lepidoptera; Nymphalidae
Product: keratin-associated protein 6-2-like
Exons: 2
Coding region: 17-541 (174 amino acids)
Source: RefSeq, a predicted model, not a curated record